Cornus florida is the source of this 1437-nucleotide messenger RNA. RefSeq names its product phosphatidylinositol N-acetylglucosaminyltransferase subunit P-like. The transcript has 5 exons. The record is from RefSeq and is a predicted model, not a curated record. Bases 382 to 882 code for a protein of 166 amino acids. Lineage: Eukaryota; Viridiplantae; Streptophyta; Magnoliopsida; Cornales; Cornaceae.
AAAAGAUGCAAUGCCCCAAAGAGCCAAAACAAAAAUAAAGCGAAGAACAAACAAAUAGCGGAUGAUAGCAAAGUCAGAAGACCUGUUACCAAAAGUUCUGUUUGGGGCUUUCCGGUGAAACAGCCAUUGACGGCGAGCUAGAGCACCGAAGCUCUCAAUCUGGUGGACAACAGCAAGACGGAGGAAGGUCCCAGUCAUGGAGAAUGGAACUUGAAACAGCACAAUCCUUCAGAAAUCCCAUUUUAAGGGUCGAAGAGAUGGUAAAUUUGGGUUUCUCUGUUCUGUUUUCUGCUAUUGGAAUCUUGCAGCCAGUGGAGUUGUGGUUUGGAAUAGGAUGCACGUAGACUGUGCUGGAAACCUUGACUCCUGAAAGAGACAGCAAUGGAAGAUCCUCGUUCUGUCAAUAGUCCCAGAAGAAUCCUCAGUUUCAAUAGGAAUAAGAGGGCAACUGUUUCCUUUCCUGAUCCAGAUAACAGGGCUUCUGGGGUUGGUAUUUCUGCAUACGGUCCAAAGCCUUCAGAAGUUUAUGGGUUUGUUGGGUCCAUUUCAACUGUUGUUUCAACAGUUCUUUUCUUGGUAUGGGCAUAUGUUCCUGAGCGGUGGUUACAUUCUAUUGGGCUUUUCUACUAUCCUAGCAGGUACUGGGCAUUAGCGGUGCCAACUUACGCAAUGGUGACAGUAGUAUUAGCAAUUGGAUUUUACAUUGGCCUCAACUUCAUGGCAACCCCUCCUCCAACUUCCUUCAACACAAUGUUUGAUGAAUUUAGUAGAGAACCUUUGGGCUUUGUCCCUUCAGCAGAAGGAAGUGAGCAGCCCAUCGAGCCCAUAUCUGAUAUUAGCAUCAACCAAAUCAAUGACCUCAUGUUCAAUGACCUGAAAUGAUCAUCCAGCUCUAGUAAUUUUGAUCUUAUGCCCUCCUUGGAGAUAUUUGUGCUUAAUCUAUUGAAAACUAUUCUGACAAAUUUUCUUUUUCAAAAUAUUCAUAAAAUAAAUUUUAAUGAAAUUGACUUGGCUGAUUUCUCAUUCAUAGAAUGUAUGAAAUCAAUAGCUCAUAUUAACUGGUUCAACUUUGAUAACAAAAAUUGUUUUCUGGAAAGAGGGCACUUCAAGAGUAAUCAACUAUGGAAGUUACAUGGUAAUUGAAGAGGUUGAAUUUGACACAUGAUUGGUUAAUUACAAUGCACCCUCAGUUGACCAAUCAAUUCCUUGAAGCCAUGGUCUACGCGGGCUAUUUGGUGGUUGAACCAGGUACUUCAAUACUUGGUUAACAUGUAAGAGCUUAUAACCAGGUUAUUGUAUUCUUCCUUUAAUGAAUGUGUGAGGAACACUAGUCAAAUUGGGAAUUCCAUGUAGAUUGAGAUAGAGUUUCUGAGAUUUGGCUUGCUAAUGUAUUUGCCCUGCAAUUGUUAUUUUCGUAGUGAACGUUGAUUGUCUUCA